Molecule: messenger RNA, 1745 nt
Organism: Gymnodraco acuticeps
Lineage: Eukaryota; Metazoa; Chordata; Actinopteri; Perciformes; Bathydraconidae
Product: cytochrome P450 4B1-like
Exons: 12
Coding region: 1-1542 (513 amino acids)
Molecular function (GO): iron ion binding; monooxygenase activity; heme binding
Source: RefSeq, a predicted model, not a curated record
AUGGAGUCAACUGAGGGUUACGUGAAGUAUCAGCUGGGCUUACCCCACAUCGACCACUUGAUCGCGGUGCUCUGUGUUGUUGCCAUUGUUUAUAAGUUGACAAUGUUGCUCGCCCAAAGAAGAGCUGCGAUGCAAAGUAUGGAAUUGUUUCCAGGACCACCGUCGCACUGGCUCUUUGGACAUCUGAAGGAGUUUAAGCAGGAUGGGUCGGACUUGAAAAAGAUUCUGAAAUGGGGACAGCAGUACCCUUAUGCUUUCCCAAUAUGGUUUGGUCCCUUUGUUUGUUUCCUCAACAUUCACCAUCCAGACUAUGUGAAAACUAUAUUGACAUCUACAGAGCCAAAAGAUGAUAUGAUAUAUACUUUUGCUAAGCCUUGGAUGGGUGAUGGCUUAUUGGUGUCUGAAGGUCAGAAGUGGUUUCGCCACAGAAAGCUCUUGACCCCAGGUUUCCAUCAUGCAGUUUUGAAACCCUACGUAAAUCUGAUGUCAGACUCUGUUAAAACCAUGCUGGACAAAUGGGAGAGUUAUGCAAAAACCAAUGAGUCCUUUGAAUUGUUUAACCACGUGAGCCUUAUGACACUGGACAGCAUCAUGAAGUGUGCGUUCAGCUACAACAGCAACUGUCAGACCGAGAGCGGAACAAAUGAAUACAUCAAGGCAGUGUAUGAGAUCAGAAAUUUGAUUAACCUGCGGUUCACUACGUUUCCAUACCACAAUGACCUCAUUUUCUACCUCAGCCCACAUGGCUUCAGACAAAGAAAAGCAUGCAAGGUGGCUCACAGUCACACAGGGGAAGUCAUACGAAAGAGGAAAGAAGCACUCCAGGACGAGAACGAGCUGGAUCGCGUACAGGGAAAGAGAAACGUGGACUUUCUGGACAUCCUUCUCUUAGCGAGAGAUGAGAACAAACAGGGUAUGUCAGAUGAAGAUAUACAAGCAGAGGUGGACACCUUCAUGUUUGCAGGCCAUGACACUACAGCCAGUGCCAUGUCCUUCAUCCUCUACUCUCUGGCCUGCCACCCAGAGUACCAGAAGAUGUGCCGGGAUGAGGUCCUUCAAGCCCUGGAUGGCAAGGACACCAUGGAGUGGGAGGAUCUCAGUAAAAUUCCAUACACUACAAUGUUCAUAAAAGAGUCCCUCCGCCUUUACCCUCCGGUACCAGGAAUGUCCAGAAUCACCACCAAGACCAUUACCUUUUUUGAUGGAAGGACUUUGCCUGCAGGGAGUCGUAUUGGAACAAGUUUGUAUCCGCUUCACAGGAAUGCAACUGUCUGGGAAAACCCUGAAGUCUUUGACCCACUGCGUUUUCUCCCGGAGAAUGUUUCCAAGAGGCCUCCUUACGCAUUCGUGCCCUUCUCUGCUGGGCCAAGAAACUGCAUUGGUCAGAACUUUGCCAUGAACGAGCUGAAAGUGUCCACAGCGCUGACACUGCAGAGAUACCAUCUGAUCGAGGACCCGACGCAAACACCACAGAUAAUUCCUCGAAUAGUGCUUUGCUCACUUAAUGGCCUCCACAUCAAAAUAAAACCUGUAGACCCAUGAGUGAACAUGGAAAUAACUGUUGAAAAAAAACCUGGGAAAUAAAUGACUCAUAAGGGAACUUCUAUGAUUUGACUAAACUAACAAAGGAGUUGUCAAAAUGUGUCAAAAGGAAAACCUAAGUAACAUUUUCGUUUCAUCAUUUAUAAAUGCAUCUCAACCAACCUGGUCCCACCAGAAUGCGUGACUCCACCACGACUCCUUAA